This is a messenger RNA of Linum tenue, 954 nucleotides long. NCBI's taxonomy places the organism in Eukaryota, Viridiplantae, Streptophyta, Magnoliopsida, Malpighiales, Linaceae. The record is from the annotation of a GenBank genome assembly.
AUGGAGCCGGCACUGCCGCUGCCGCCGCCGACUUCGACGACGUCGUUCUUCCGCAGCAGGAAGAAAGAGAAGGUCGUGUUCGUGGUGGGUCCCACGGGGACAGGCAAGUCCAGGCUGGCGAUCGACCUGGCCACCCGCUUCCCCGCCGAGGUGGUCAACUGCGACAAAAUGCAAGUCUACGAGGGACUCGAGAUCGCCACCAACAAGGUCACCGACGGCGAGUGCCGCGGCGUGCCCCACCACCUCCUCGGCGUCGUCCCCGACCCGCUCGCCGACUUCACCGCCGCCGACUUCUGCCGCCACGCUUCUUUCUUGACCGAAUCCAUCCUCGCCCGCGACCGCCUCCCCAUCGUCGCCGGCGGGUCCAACUCCUUCGUCGAGGCGCUGGUCAACCACGACGUUGACUUCCGGUCCCGCUACGAGUUCUGCUUCCUCUGGGUCGACGUGGCGCUCCCGGUUCUCUACGCGUUUAUUUCCGACCGGGUAGACCGGAUGGUCAGGGCCGGGUUGGUCGAGGAGGUUCGGGCCGUGUUCGACCCGACCGAUAGGGAUUACACGCGCGGGAUCCGACGCGCGAUCGGCGUGCCCGAAUUGGAUGAGUACUUUAGAUCCGGCAACCGCAGCGCCGCCCUCCUGGAGGCGGCGAUUGAGCAGAUUAAGGAGAACACGUGUAUUCUGGCUUGCCGGCAGUUGAAGAAGAUCCAGCGGCUGAACAGCCAGUGGAACUGGAGCAUGCACCGGGUCGACGCCACGGAGGUUUUUCUUCGCCGGAGCGGGUCGGCUGAAUCCGACGAGAUCUGGGAGGAGCUUGUGUCGGGUCCCAGCACCGCGAUCGUGGAUCAGUUCCUUCACCGGGAGUUGGAUCUCGUUUCGACGGCGAUGGCGGUGGAGGAGAUCACGGCGGCGGUGGGGAUUCCUCUGCCCGCCAUGGCGGCGGCGGGGCUGACCCGGUAG